AUGAAGUUAAUAUCUGCAUCACAAUUAGCCAUUUCCCUCGCUUGGAUAUCUUGUGCUUCAAGUUUAGUCAUCCCCGAUUAUAAUGAUUUAAUAAUUAGCGCUGAAUCCACAAAAUCAUCAUUAUCAUCAUCAUUAUUAUUAUUGAAUCAAAGACAACAAUCACUUUCUUACUAUGAAAUCUUGAGCAAUUAUUUACCAAGUUUUCUUUUCCAAUCAAAAGAUGAAGGUGAUGAAGAAAUAUCAUUCCAAGGUAUUCUUAAUAAUAUUGGAGGUAUAAGUUCAACAUUAUCAGAAACUGAAGUCAGUAAAGGUGCUGUUAUUGCUUCUCCUUCAAAAUCAAAACCAGAUUAUUUUUAUCAAUGGACAAGAGAUGCUGCUUUAACCAUUAAAUCUUUAAUUCAUUAUCUUGAUGAUGAACAAUUUAAUUCCAAUGAUGAAUCAACUUAUUCAAUUAAAUCAAUUAUAGAAAGUUAUAUUGAAAAUAAUUAUUACAUUCAAAGAUUAGAUAACUUGUCAGGAAAGUUUAAUGAUGAUUCAAAAUCUGGUUUAGGAGAACCAAAAUUUUAUCCAAAUAAUAAACCAUUUGAAAGAAAUUGGGGUAGACCACAAAGAGAUGGUCCAGGUUUAAGAGCUAUCACUAUAAUGAGUUAUAUUUCUGCUUUAAAUAAAUAUAGCCAACCAUUUUCAAAUCAAUUUUUAAAUAAUCAAACAUUUGUUUAUGAGGAAAUUAUUAAACCAGAUUUAAUUUAUAUCAUUAAAAAUUGGUAUAAGGAAGGAUUUGAUUUAUGGGAAGAAAUUAAUAGUCAUCAUUUCUAUACUUCAAUUACUCAAUUAAGUGCUUUGAAGUCUGCUAUUAAUUUUAUUGAAUUAAACAAUUAUCCUGAAUCUAGUGAAUUUUUAAAUCAAUUAAAUGAAACUUAUAGAAAUUUAAAACAAUUUAUUUUAUUUGAUUCAGGUUAUAAAUCAAAUACUUUACCUUAUAUUGUUGAAACUCCUUCAUUAUUGAAAUCCGGUAAACGUUGUGGUCUAGAUGCUGGAACUUUAUUAGGUGUUUUACAUGCUCAUAAUCUUGAAUUUGGUGAUUAUGAUGAUAUUCCAUUUGAUAUUGAUAGUUCAUAUUUAAUUAAUACUCUUAGUGCUAUGAUUGCUGAUAUGAAAUAUAGAUAUCCAAUUAAUCAUUCAAAAAUUGGAUUUGAUAAGGCUAUUGGAGUUGCAUUAGGUAGAUAUCCUGAAGAUAUUUAUGAUGGUUAUGAUACUUCUGAAGGUAAUCCUUGGUUUAUUUCAACCGCUUCUGGUUCAGAAAUUAUCUAUAAAUUUAUUCAUAAAUUGAUUUCAAAUAAGCAAGAUAUUAUUAUUAAUCAACAAAAUAGAGAAUUCUUUAGACAAUUUAUUGAUUUUGAUAAGGUUCCAGCUCAAGAUUUAGUAACUUUUAUUAAAGAAGAUUCCAAUACAAAUACUGAUGUAAUAAUUAGAUUUGGAUCUCCAACAUAUAAAACCUUAUCAUAUAAUUUAUCAUCAUUUUCUGAUUCAUUUUUAGAAAUUGUUAAAGAUCAUGUUGAUAACAAUGGUAGUAUGUCUGAACAAUUUAAUAAAUAUCAUGGUUUUAUGCAAGGAGCAAGAGAUUUAACUUGGAGUUAUAGUGCAGUUUGGAAUGCAUUUAGAUGGAGAGAAAAGACUUUACAACUUUUAGAUUCAACUUUUUAA
Scheffersomyces amazonensis is the source of this 1704-nucleotide messenger RNA. RefSeq names its product glucan 1,4-alpha-glucosidase (gene SGA1). The coding region runs from base 1 to 1704 and encodes 567 amino acids. Lineage: Eukaryota; Fungi; Ascomycota; Pichiomycetes; Serinales; Debaryomycetaceae. The record is from RefSeq and is a predicted model, not a curated record. Gene Ontology annotation, cellular component: fungal-type vacuole. Gene Ontology annotation, molecular function: glucan 1,4-alpha-glucosidase activity. The transcript is spliced from 2 exons. Gene Ontology annotation, biological process: polysaccharide metabolic process.